Molecule: messenger RNA, 3713 nt
Organism: Hypomesus transpacificus
Lineage: Eukaryota; Metazoa; Chordata; Actinopteri; Osmeriformes; Osmeridae
Gene: slc71a1-2
Product: major facilitator superfamily domain containing 14A2
Exons: 13
Coding region: 169-1650 (493 amino acids)
Biological process (GO): transmembrane transport
Cellular component (GO): membrane
Molecular function (GO): transmembrane transporter activity
Source: RefSeq, a predicted model, not a curated record
UGGGUCAAAGUGAGGCGGGGAUGGGUAGCUAAUCAUUUAGCUGUAGCUAGAUAGCUGGAUAGCGAGGUAUCGAGAAGAGGCAGUAUCUAUAGGAGUCAGUUAUUUAUAUGUUUUGUGGCACAACCCAAAAGUUAACCCUCUAACACCAAGAAUGGACAUAAGUUAACAAUGACGGGGGAGAAAAAGAAGAAAAAGCGGCUGAACCGCAGCAUUCUUUUGGCCAAGAAAAUUAUCAUAAAAGAUGGAGGCAGUCCUCAGGGGAUCGGAGAGCCCAGCGUCUACCAUGCCGUGGUGGUCAUCUUCCUGGAGUUUUUCGCCUGGGGUCUACUCACCACCCCCAUGCUCACGGUGUUACACGAAACAUUCCCCCAGCACACAUUCCUGAUGAAUGGGCUCAUUCACGGUGUUAAGGGCCUGCUGUCGUUCCUCAGCGCCCCCCUCAUAGGGGCUCUGUCAGACGUCUGGGGACGCAAGUCCUUCCUGCUGCUAACGGUGUUCUUCACCUGCGCCCCCAUCCCUCUGAUGAAGAUCAGCCCAUGGUGGUACUUUGCGGUCAUCUCCAUGUCUGGCGUGUUUGCCGUCACCUUCUCCGUCAUCUUUGCGUACGUGGCUGACAUCACACAGGAGCAUGAGAGGAGCACCGCCUACGGCCUGGUCUCUGCCACGUUCGCCGCCAGCCUGGUGACCAGCCCGGCCAUCGGCGCCUACCUGUCGGUGACCUACGGGGACACCCUGGUGGUGAUCCUGGCCACCGCCAUCGCCCUGCUGGACAUCUGCUUCAUCCUGGUGGCCGUGCCCGAGUCGCUGCCGGAGAAGAUGAGGCCGGCCUCCUGGGGGGCGCCCAUCUCCUGGGAGCAGGCGGACCCCUUCGCCUCUCUGCGUAAGGUGGGCCAGGACUCCACGGUGCUGCUCAUCUGUAUUACAGUGUUCCUGUCCUACCUGCCCGAGGCAGGGCAGUACUCCAGCUUCUUCCUCUAUCUCCGACAGGUCAUAGGGUUCUCUUCUGAGACGGUCGCUGCCUUCAUAGCUGUGGUGGGAAUCCUCUCCAUACUGGCCCAGACGGUGGUGCUGGGGAUCCUGAUGCGCUCCAUAGGGAACAAGAACACUAUCCUGCUGGGUCUGGGCUUCCAGAUCCUGCAGUUGGCCUGGUACGGCUUCGGUUCUCAGCCCUGGAUGAUGUGGGCUGCAGGCGCGGUGGCAGCCAUGUCCAGCAUCACCUUCCCUGCCAUCAGCGCCAUCGUGUCCCGCAACGCAGACCCCGACCAGCAGGGUGUGGUCCAGGGGAUGAUCACAGGGAUCCGGGGCCUGUGUAACGGCCUGGGCCCGGCCCUUUACGGCUUUGUCUUCUACCUGUUCCACGUGGAGCUGACCGAUCUGGACGGCGUCGACGGCGCCGACAAGGGCUCCAAGCCCAACAUGGCCAACCCCACUGACGAGAGUGCCAUCAUUCCGGGCCCUCCAUUCUUGUUCGGCGCCUGUUCCGUGCUGCUCUCCCUGCUGGUGGCGCUCUUCAUCCCGGAGCACACGGGGCCCGGGGCCCGGCCGGGGGCCUACAAGAAGCACAACAACGGGGCCCAGAGCCACUCCCACAGCCCCCAGGGCAGCGGGACGGAGGGCAAGGAGCCCCUCCUGGAGGACAGCAGCGUAUAACCCCAGCCUCCAGGGGCGUGGGGUUCUGUUUUCUCUUUAGCGGCCGUGCAGUGACGCCGGUGAUGUUCCUCGUUCCAAAGAGACGCGACAACGGUUGAUAUGUGACUCAAGAGCUGUCCUGUAAUGACCCCUUUCACAAGCUAACUUCUCGUUGUGAUACUUUUGUUGUCGUACGUGGUUUCUGUCCUGGGUUAUGGGAAGAAGGGAAUGCAGGUCUUCCUAUGAUGUAGAGCUACGAGGAGUCUCUCCUUUGGCAUAACCAAUCUCGGAGGGGCCACACCAAUUACCCACAGGGACAGUACUGAAUAACAGGCAGAACGUUUUUACAGAGGGACUUCAGUCGACUUGAAAGGAUCCACUCAUCCCCCUCCCUCUUCGGAGAGAGAAACGUGUAAAAGAAAGACCACUUUGUUUGAGACAUUUCCGAUGUUUACCUGCCAUUCAUUAGCUCCGAAGUAUAGUUUGGGUUGUAAUUAUAAUUUUUUUGUUCACACUGAAGGCUAGUUGUGCUUAUAAAGUUGUAAUUGAAGACAAAUGUUGCCUUGAAGUGACUUCAUAUUGAUAUAUAAAUCUAUUACGUAACCUGUAUGAAGACUAGGGUCUGAGUAAGGUCUGUAAUCUUUGCUAUCGCUCCCAUCGGAGCCUCGACACCUUUUCUCUUUUUUUGCCCUCUCACCCCCGCCUUCUGCCCUUCUUGGUCAAUUUGGCACAGCUCUAUUUGAAAGGACAACUGGCAGGAUUCUAGUUCAUUUAACUACCCGAUGGGCCGCUUUGACUCUAGUUUUUUUGUUUUGUUAUCAAUGUGAGCACUGAUGUUGUUAUUAGGACGUCUUGGGAAAAUAUCAUUAGAUUCAAUGAGAUGAAAUAUCACUUGUGCUGCUGCAGUAGGAAUUUAAAGGUUAUAUGUGAUGUGGUAUGAUAGACAAAGACUGCAAAAGUGGUAUCUGGAUUUAGACUGUAAACCAUCUAAUCUAAGCGUUCUCUGAUAGUUUUGCUCCUUGCUCCAUUACAGGUUGGUUAAAGGCGCUUGACAUUUUUGGAGCAAUGAUGUUUGGACACGGCAAAGGAUUUUCCAAUACUUUAUUACUGGAAAAUUUUAGCUGUUUUUCUUUUGAAAGAUUUCUUUUUCUAAAUGAGCCUCAAGUGCAUUGAAAUAACCAAAUCACACACUCAAAUGAAUUAAACCUUUGGUUUCAAACUGUAACAUUUAUCAUUUAUUUGUUGUUGUAUAUUUUGUGCCAAAUGUUUUAGUUUUUUUAUGUUUCUUAUUAUUUGUGAUUGCUUUGGGUUUGUUUGUUUUAUUUCCAGUUUUUCAUAAGUUUGGCAGAAAAUGUGUGCUAUUUUUAUAGUUUAUUUUAAUAAUUGGUCCAAUUGUUUUUAGGAUUCCUUCAACAUUGUGACUAGUUUGGAAAUGAAUGUCCAGCAUUUUACUGUUCUCAGAGUCAAUCUCUGGUUCAUUACACAUUUAUUUGUCAUUAUUUAAACUUACCCCCAUGUUUAUACAGACUUCAAUAGAGGACAUUGAAUGUUCUGAAGUAAAGUUAAAAUAUUACUUUAUUCUGCCAUACCCCAAAGUCUUUGGCCAAUAUUCUUCUUCUAUUGUUCAUGUAUGGUGGGUUAGCCAACUUGAGGCCAUUACAACUUAUUUCGAUUAUAAUUGUUUGUUGAAAUACAUUGGACCAACCCAUAAAACAACAAUUGAUAUCCUGGUAAGAUUCUGCACCAGCCCCUUCUGCACACCAACAGUUCACAUGCAAACGGAAGUCACUACUUUGCUGUAAAUGUACAAGUCCACCGUGUACGUACAGUCAAUGUAUAUAGGCCUAUGUAUGUUUAACAGACAUGGCCACCUAGAGGUCUACCGGAUAGUUUGGUGCGACUACAUUUGUCUAACUCUCCUGCUAGCCACUCCUGUUUUAGUAUGAUGUGGUCUGUGCCCUGACCCUCUCUGUGUGCCUAAAUUAGCCAAGAAAUAAAUAGGGCAACCUGAGUUACAUGGUGGAUAUAAUGUAAAUAUGGGAAACUAAUGACAAACUAUUUAUUAAAGGUUUAUUGUACAUUGA